Messenger RNA from Penicillium coprophilum, 780 nucleotides. RefSeq names its product HNH endonuclease. The transcript has 2 exons. Bases 1 to 780 code for a protein of 259 amino acids. NCBI's taxonomy places the organism in Eukaryota, Fungi, Ascomycota, Eurotiomycetes, Eurotiales, Aspergillaceae. The record is from RefSeq and is a predicted model, not a curated record.
AUGACUUCCAAUGAUAAUUAUGCUGUAUUCCGCGAAUGUCUGUCUAAUGCCAUCGUGGCCCGCUCUGAGGAAAAACCAAAGCCAAUGCGACGGAAGCCCAAGGGCAAACGCACCGAGCGCAAAGACGUAACAACUGUGACAACAGCGUCAACAGUCUCCACUGUGAGAGCAGACCCCGAAGAACUCGCUGAAUUUGUUGAUUUCCUAGCCUCAGAAACCUUCACUACCUUCCCAAAUUCCCUCCAAACCCUAAGCUACGCAGCCAUUCAGCAUGACCCAACGUUAUCAACCCUCUACAUUCCCCCAGACGCCGACACCCCCCUCCCACGCGCCACACUUGAGUCGCUCUUUUCCCCAAUCCCAGUCAGCGUGACCGACUCGUUACUCGUUUACGGCAUAAUACCCGACGCAGCAGAUUUACUGGACUUCCUCGCACCUGUGCUGACAGAGUACACAUCGAGCGUGACGACUGGCCCGCCGGCUUGGGCGAGCACGCGCGCGGAUGCAUGCGAGAUUUGCGAACGUGACUGGAUCCCGCUCUCGUAUCACCAUUUGAUCCCGCGCGGGGUGCAUGCCAAGGUUCUCAAGAAAGGGUGGCAUGAUGAGUGGAUGUUGAAUAGUGUGGCGUGGCUUUGUCGCGCUUGUCAUAGUUUUGUGCAUCGCAUGGCGACUAAUGAGGAGCUAGCUAGAGAGUGGUUUACUGUUGAGCGAAUUUGUGAAAGAGAGGAUGUGCGGGAUUGGGCUAUGUGGGUUGGGAGGGUUAGGUGGAAGGCGAGGUAG